Lontra canadensis (Northern American river otter) is the source of this 2695-nucleotide messenger RNA. RefSeq names its product endothelin receptor type A (gene EDNRA). Gene Ontology annotation, molecular function: endothelin receptor activity. Lineage: Eukaryota; Metazoa; Chordata; Mammalia; Carnivora; Mustelidae. The transcript is spliced from 8 exons. The coding region runs from base 547 to 1830 and encodes 427 amino acids. The record is from RefSeq and is a predicted model, not a curated record. Gene Ontology annotation, biological process: enteric nervous system development; G protein-coupled receptor signaling pathway; regulation of blood pressure. Gene Ontology annotation, cellular component: membrane.
CCCCUUCGUUUCGGGAAGGGAAGAGUUAAAAGACUUGCCCUUCAGGGCCUGGGUGGGGGCGGCAGCUUUGCGCUUUAUAGUGGCAGCCUCGGGAGGGCUGGAAGGGUAGGACGUUCUUGGCGUCCCAAAGUGGAGGAGAAGGUCUGAGAGUGUUUCGAGGAGAAGGGGAGGACAGAUCCGGAGGCGUGUUCCCCUGGAGUUCUCUUUUUCUUGCGAGCCUUCGCGCGCGCGCGCCUGCAGUCAUCCCUUUGGUUUGGCGGUUGCGGACAGGAGGUGGAGAGACUCCGUCCCACACCGUGGCCAGAAGACCUCCCGGGAGAAGCCGUGCCCAGGAAGCGUUCGGAAGCCGAGGCCGCUGAGCUCUCGGGCCGCCGCGGCACGGGAGCCGGAGGACAGCCAUCACCUACCCUCGGCGGCUCGGCUCCCUCCCGCCCGGGUGCGGCGCGCAGACCGGGCAGCUGUCUGAGCCCGCCAAGCUCCACGGUGAAAAAAAGUGAGGGUAUAAAGGCAACACAGUAAGAGACUUUUCCUCAAAUUUGCAUCGUGAUGGAAGCCUUUUGCCUCAAGGUGGCCUUUUGGGUAGCGCUGGUUGGAUGUGUAAUCAGUGACCAUCCUGAGAGCUACAGCACAAACCUAAGCACGCCAGUGGAUGAUGUCACCAUUUUUCAUGGGACAGAACUCAACCUUCUGGUUACCACUCAUCGACCCACUAAUUUGGCCCUACCCAGCAAUGGUUCAAUGCACAACUAUUGCCCACAGCAGACUAAGAUUACUUCAGCUUUCAAAUACAUUAACACUGUGAUAUCUUGUACUAUUUUCAUCGUGGGAAUGGUGGGGAAUGCAACCCUGCUCAGGAUCAUUUACCAGAACAAGUGUAUGAGGAAUGGCCCCAACGCGCUGAUAGCCAGCCUUGCCCUUGGAGACCUUAUCUAUGUGGUCAUUGAUCUCCCUAUCAAUGUGUUUAAGCUGCUGGCGGGCCGCUGGCCUUUUGAUCACAAUGACUUCGGCGUGUUUCUUUGCAAGCUGUUCCCCUUUUUGCAGAAGUCCUCGGUGGGGAUCACCGUCCUCAAUCUCUGUGCUCUCAGUGUUGACAGGUACAGAGCAGUUGCCUCCUGGAGUCGCGUUCAGGGAAUUGGGAUUCCCUUGAUCACUGCCAUUGAGAUAGUCUCCAUCUGGAUCCUUUCUUUUAUCCUGGCCAUCCCUGAAGCUAUCGGCUUUGUCAUGGUGCCCUUUGAAUACAGGGGUGAACAGCACAAAACCUGUAUGCUCAAUGCCACGUCAAAAUUCAUGGAGUUUUACCAAGAUGUAAAGGAUUGGUGGCUCUUCGGGUUCUAUUUCUGCAUGCCCUUGGUGUGCACUGCUAUCUUCUACACCCUUAUGACCUGUGAGAUGUUAAACAGAAGGAACGGCAGCUUGAGAAUUGCCCUCAGUGAGCACCUUAAACAGCGUCGAGAAGUGGCAAAAACAGUUUUCUGCUUGGUUGUAAUUUUUGCUCUCUGCUGGUUCCCUCUUCACUUGAGCCGUAUUUUGAAGAAAACCGUGUACGAUGAGAUGGACAAGAACCGAUGUGAAUUACUUAGUUUCUUGCUGCUCAUGGAUUACAUCGGCAUUAACUUGGCAACCAUGAAUUCAUGUAUAAACCCCAUAGCUCUGUACUUUGUGAGCAAGAAAUUUAAGAAUUGUUUCCAGUCCUGCCUCUGCUGCUGCUGUUACCAGUCCAAAAGUCUGAUGACCUCGGUCCCCAUGAAUGGAACAAGCAUACAGUGGAAGAACCAUGAACAAAACAACCACAACACAGAGAGGAGCAGCCAUAAGGACAGCAUUAACUAAACAUCUUAAGAGAUAUUCAUCAGUAAUCCUUCAAAUUCUAUUGGAGAAAAAAAUCACACAGCAACUGUGUUUCCAGAAAUCUUUUGUCUAAUCCUUCUCUUGUGACUCAGCCCCAAACCCAGAAAAAUGCUUUAAAAACAUCAGAGGGUGGACUGGUUUAUGGUCACAAAUUUGAUGAAUCUUAUUUCUUUAAUUUAUCUAAUUUACAUAUUCUGCUUGUUAUUUACAUAUUCCACACUAAAACAAUGGUGGGAGUUGGCAGGAGGAAGGGAGACUGUUUGGUUAAAUCAGAUGGGUAUUUUCUACUUUUGCAUGAAAACAGUCUUCCAGUACUUGACAGCUUCUGUGGAAUGUCCAGUGAGAACUAGCCACCAUGAAAAUUUAGUGAUUAUGACAAGAUUUUAAAUUUUUUUGAAUUGGCCAGAUGCAGUAAGGUAAGCAAUCAGGUUAAUGUUUUUCAUGUCACUUUUUAAUUUUUAAAAUAUCAGUUCUCAAGCCGCAGCAAAUAUAGGCACUUAAAGCACAGGCUGAUAUCCAUAAUGUGGCAGUGUAAUAGCUGGUAUUCAAAGAAUUUUUAAGAACCUUUAUUUUCUUUUGUAAUGAGGUUUCAUUAUAGGAGCUCUGGAGCAUAUUUUUAUGUGAAAUUUUAAAAUAAUGUUUGAAUCAACUAGUUCUAUUUUUCACAAGCCCAAUCUUUUUAAUGUAGAUAUUUUAUGUAAAAUCAAUAUCAUGUACUAAAAUUUAAAUGUGCAUAUCAUUCAACCAUACCCAAGACUUUCAGUGGAAUGUAUUUACAUCUAAAGCACAACUAGUAGAAAAAGACAAGGUUUUUAGAAGACUUGGAAAUUUUCAUUGAGGUUUUUUU